Funneliformis geosporum is the source of this 567-nucleotide messenger RNA. The record is from the annotation of a GenBank genome assembly. Lineage: Eukaryota; Fungi; Glomeromycota; Glomeromycetes; Glomerales; Glomeraceae.
AUGAGAAAUGAAUAUUUACAACAGAUUCGAUCAGAUUGGAAAGAUAAAGGGAGGUUAUUCUUCACCAAGAAAACAAUUAUUAUAAAAGCUUUAGGUAGCAAUGAAAGUGAUGAACAAGCUGAAAAUGUAUCACAAUUUUCAAAAGAGUUGACUGGAGAAGGAGGGAUUUUAUUCACUGAUGAGCCAGUGGAUGCUGUUAUUUCAUAUUUCUCAAAGACACAAUUUGAAGAUUAUGCAAGAACCGGUGCAUACAUUGAUAAAGAUAUAACUAUUCCGGCUGGAAACUUGAAAUAUCAUAACACUGAUAAUUACGUGGUAACUUUUCAUGAAAAAAUGCUAAAAAAAUUGGGAAUGCCUGUACGAAUGGAUCAAGGUUACCUGGUAUUAGAUCAGGAUUAUACUAUUUGUAAAUAUGGUGAUCGUCUUACAGCUGACCAAGCUCAUAUGCUGAAAAUAUUAUUGUUCAAGCUUUCUGUAUUUAAGUUAAUACCUACUCAUUAUUAUGACAAAAUAAUGAAUAAAGUGAUUGGUAAGGUUUCGAACGAUUUAGAGGAAUUAGUCGAAUGA